Molecule: messenger RNA, 876 nt
Organism: Gongylonema pulchrum
Lineage: Eukaryota; Metazoa; Nematoda; Chromadorea; Rhabditida; Gongylonematidae
Source: the annotation of a GenBank genome assembly
AUGAUCAAUAUCGAUAAUUUCUUGUCGACUUUGGAAAAAGCAAUUGCUCAGAACGAUUUCGUGAUUAUUGAGGGAAAUAUGAUCUUGCAAAUUGAAAGUUUGCAAAAACUUAUACACCGUGCUGUAUUUGUAACACUAAGACGUGGUAUAUGCGAAGAAAGGCGAGCAACACGAAAUUACAAUCCGCCGGAUCUCCCAGGGUAUGUGGAUGAAGUUGUUUGGCCAGCCUAUAAAAGUCAUCUUGCCUGUGCUCAGAAACUUGCCCGUCGCUCAGCGCUGAUUGCCUUCACAGAUGGAAAUGUUCAAAAUUUUUUGAAUGAAUCGGAAGUGAAAGAGAGUUUUUUCCCUUUUUCAGGCACAGUACGAGAUAAUUGCGACGACAAGCAAGUAGUUUGUUUAGAAUAUGAAUCUUAUGAUGAAAUGGCAUAUAAAGAACUGGAUAGGCUGUGCACUGAACUGCGGAAGUAUUAUCCGGAAAUUGAUCGAAUCGCGAUCUUCCAUAGAGUCGGUUCAGUUCCUGUUGCUGAAACAUCAGUAAUUGUGGCCGUUAGUGCACCGCAUCGACAUAGCGCUAUUCGAGCAACUGAACAAGCUAUUGAUUAUUUGAAAAAAAGAGUACCAUUGUGGAAAAAGGUAGACUUUUUUUGUUUAAAAGUUAUUUCAGUUCCUGUUGCUGAAACAUCAGUAAUUGUAGCCGUAAGUGCACCGCAUCGACAUAGCGCUAUUCGAGCAACUGAACAAGCCAUUGAUUACUUGAAAAAAAGAGUACCAUUGUGGAAAAAGGUGGACUUUUUUUUGUUUAAAAGUUAUGUUUUUCUGUUCAGAAUUUGCAAUUUAGCUUAUUUCACAUUAAAAAAAAUAAAAAAAAAAGUAUAA